Prunus avium (sweet cherry) is the source of this 882-nucleotide messenger RNA. The record is from RefSeq and is a predicted model, not a curated record. Lineage: Eukaryota; Viridiplantae; Streptophyta; Magnoliopsida; Rosales; Rosaceae.
AUGGGAAACUUGAUUAACUUAAAGCAUCUUUAUGUUGAGGAGUGUGAAGCUCUGGAGUUCUUGCCCAAAGGGAUAAGGAGAUUAACAAGUUUGCAAACACUAGAUGUGUGUCGGUGUGGCGGCAACAACAAUGAAGCAUUUCAAAUUGGGGAUCUGAGAAAGUUGAACCUUGAGGGAAGUCUCACAAUACAAUUUGUGGGGGAUGCGACAGAUAAGAGCGAGGUUGAGAAAGCACAAUUGUGGGACAAAAAGCUAUUUCAUCUCAACGUUGAUUUUGAAAGGCAGAGGAACAGUAGUAGUAGUGUAGAAAUACUGAAUGCCUUACAACCGCACCCAGAUUUGGAAUCUUUACAGAUUUGGGAUCAUAAUGGCACCACAUGGCCCAAUUGGAUGCAGUCUUUACACAAUUUGAGAAUCCUUACUCUUAGUAAUGGGACACAGUGUGAACUUUGGCCUCUUGGGAAAUUGGAGUACCUUGAAAGACUGACCCUAUUCGGGAUGGAUGGAGUGAGAAAGGUCGGUGCUGAAUUUUUGGGAUUAGAAGAUCAAACCUCAUUCAAAAUCAGAUCACCACCCCUGAUAUUAUUCCCAAAAUUGAAACGACUCUACUUUUCCGAAAUGUGGUUUUGGGAAGAGUGGGAAGGCGUGGAAGAGUGGACGAAAGAGGAUUCUGAAAUUACAAUCAUGCCAUGCCUUUCUGAGUUAACAAUUUACCGCUGCAAAUUGCUAAAAGCACUGCCAGACUUCGUCUUCAAAACACCACUGCAGACUCUUCGCAUCCCUGGAUCUGUGAGACUUUUAGAGCGUUACCAAGAAGGCAAUGGAGAGUGGGCCAAGAUUUCUGCUACAACCCAAACAUCCGCAUUUCCUCCAGGUAAUUGA